UCCUGAGAGGGAAAACCGUUGCCUUGGAUUUACAGGGAGGGACAGAAAGGAUGGAUUGCAAAAGUACUACCGAGCUCACCAUGCCUGCUCAGCCACCUGUUUACAGCUCCAUGCCCAAAGUGAGCACAAACCAACAAAGAAUCAUCCUUGCCUCAGUCAUGGUGAUUCUCCUGGGCUUCUUCAUAGUUGCCGGUGCUUUGGUAGGAGUUUACCUGACCCAAAAACACACAGAAAAGGUCCUUGACAUGGUCAUCCAGGGAAACAAGGGGGAAGAGGAAGAGCAGACGGCCAUGGUAAAUGAACGGGAGAACGUGGCCGCUUUCCACAUCAAAAGAAAGAAAUCCACAGCCACUGUUGUGUACAACUAUAACCAAGGUCUAAUAGGUCUCAGAAUCACCAACAGUAAAAAAUGUUUCGUGAUGAAGAUGGAUAAACUCAACAUACCAAGCUUGGAUGAAAUUUCCAGAGAUCUCCCACAUUUUAACGCCAAACAGGUCUCUGGAGACAACAUGUCUUACAACUUCACAGAGGCGGAACCGGCUGACCGCACUACACUGGGAACAACUCUGAAUAUUCUCUGCAGCGACAUCCCCAUCUACUGGGCUCUGCCUCGCAAGAUCCAAGGAAACCGCAGCAGUUCUGCUCCUCUUGGCUCCCCCUGGUGUUUCUUUAGCUCUUUGUGCUUGUGCUUUUGAUCUGAAAUCUCAAGUUACUGUGUGAAUUACGCCUACUCGUCAGCACAGACCGCAG
This is a messenger RNA of Trachemys scripta elegans, 750 nucleotides long. RefSeq names its product pulmonary surfactant-associated protein C-like. The record is from RefSeq and is a predicted model, not a curated record. Gene Ontology annotation, cellular component: extracellular region; alveolar lamellar body. The transcript is spliced from 6 exons. NCBI's taxonomy places the organism in Eukaryota, Metazoa, Chordata, Testudines, Emydidae. Gene Ontology annotation, biological process: respiratory gaseous exchange by respiratory system. The coding region runs from base 51 to 695 and encodes 214 amino acids.